GUAUAGACUUACGGUUACCUAGAGAGCAAUUGCCAAACAGAGCACCAUGAACACCGGAGAAGUCAUUUAUACACUGUUGGAAGUCCUCAUUGCUGUCAGCUGCUGUCUGGGAAACAUGUUGGUUGUUUUGGCCCUGUGGAAAACCAAAAGCAUCCAACAGCCCACCUUCUGCCUUAUUGUGUCUCUGGCUGUGGCUGACUUUCUGGUUGGAUUUAUUGCCAUACCAUUGGCUGUGCUGGUGGAUGGGCGCCUGGAGACUUCAUUCCACAUUUGCCUCUUCAUCAGCUGCGUGGUUAUCCUCUUGACUCUAGUUUCAGUUCUGUGUCUGAUGGCUAUUGCUGUUGAUCGUUACCUGCGGGUCUAUAUCCCUCUGCGGUACAGACGAGCUGUAACCUGGAGGCAUUCCUAUUCUGUGGCAGCUACAUGCUGGCUUGUUGCAGUACCACUGAGUUUCACUCCUAUGCUUGGAUGGCAUGAAGACCCACCUGAAUCUGUGAAUUCUACAGUUGUCUGUCAAUUUGUACGGGUGAUUCCCAUGUCUUACUUGGUUUACUUCAAUUUUUUUCUCUGUAACAUCACACCUCUGCUGGUGAUGAUUGUGUUGUACUGCUAUGUCUUCUGCUAUAUUAGGGGAAACCUGAAAGAGAAACCAGGCAACGGUGCUCGAAAUCAGUCCCAAAAAUACCUAUGGAAAGAAAAGCAGCUAGCAUUGUCUUUGUCUCUGGUCUUGGCCCUGUUUGCCCUUUCUUGGCUUCCUCUUCACCUCAUGAACACCAUUGCUUACUUUCAAGGAUCAGCUGCUGUGCCAUGCACAGCUUUCUAUGUUGGAAUUUUGCUUUCACAUGCUAAUUCAGCUGUCAACCCAGUAGUGUAUGCAUUUAAAAUAAGAAAGAUCAAGACAGCUUAUCUGAAGAUUUGGAGACAGUUUGUUCUGUGUCCAACAGAAGAACAAGGCUCUCAGGCAAGCCAGACAACAGACAACCCCAGCAGUAACAACAGAAUUUUUGAUAAUGACUAAUGGCUGAUCUAACUUUCUUUAUUAUGCAUGUUGUUGAAAUAUAAUACUGAACUGCAGCGUUUGUUGUAGCUCUGUUUCAUAUUAUUCUCCAUUUUUGUGCUCAGGGUGAAUUUUGCAUUUUGCAUUUACAUUGAACAUUUGUUUUUCAUAAAGAUCAACUGUUUGCUUGCUUUUGUAUUGUAA
Girardinichthys multiradiatus is the source of this 1201-nucleotide messenger RNA. RefSeq names its product adenosine receptor A1-like. The coding region runs from base 47 to 1018 and encodes 323 amino acids. Gene Ontology annotation, biological process: G protein-coupled adenosine receptor signaling pathway. Gene Ontology annotation, molecular function: G protein-coupled adenosine receptor activity. The transcript has 2 exons. Lineage: Eukaryota; Metazoa; Chordata; Actinopteri; Cyprinodontiformes; Goodeidae. The record is from RefSeq and is a predicted model, not a curated record. Gene Ontology annotation, cellular component: membrane; synapse; dendrite.